Molecule: messenger RNA, 1130 nt
Organism: Taeniopygia guttata (zebra finch)
Lineage: Eukaryota; Metazoa; Chordata; Aves; Passeriformes; Estrildidae
Source: RefSeq, a predicted model, not a curated record
CCGGGGGAGCCACGCCCAGCCCGGCCCGGCCCGGGCGCGACGGGGGCGGCCGAGAGGAGCCGAACGGAGCCGAACGGGGCCGAACCGGGCCGAAAGGAGCCGAACCGGGACCGAACGGGGCCAAGCCGGGAGCCAGCGGGGCCGAAAGGAGCUGAGCCGGGUCCAAAAGGGGCCGAACGGAACCGAACCCGGACUGAACGGUACCGAACCUAGACCGAACGGAGCCGAACCGGGACCCAGCGGAGUGGAGCGGAGCCGAACCGGGACCGAGCGAAGCCGAACGAGACAGAACAGGGACGGAGCGGGGCCGAGCGGUGCCGGACGGGACCGGAGCGGUUCGGCCCGGCCCGGAGCGGGGUUCCCGGGCCGGUGCCGGCCAUGCGGCCGCUCCCGGUGCCGCUGCUGCUGCUGCUGCUGAGCCCGGUGCCAGGGGGGCGUGGGGGGUGCCCCCCGUGUCCCCACGGUGUCCCCGAGCCCUGGGCCCACAGUGAGGACCCCAAAACCACCCCGAACCCAGGAGCAGCCCCCCAAAAAGCGACCCCGAAACGCCCCGAGCCCGCGGAGGAGGAACCGGAGGAGCCGUGCCCGCCCUGCGGCCCCGAGGGGGCCCUGCCGGUGCCGGGGGACCCCCGAGUGACACCGCCGGUACCGGGGGUGCCCCCCGAGCCCCCCGGGGACAUCAUCCCCCUGUACUGCGCCCUCCUGGCCGGCCUCGUCGUGGGGCUCGUGGCCUACGUGGCCUUCAAGUGCUGGGGCACCUGCCGGAGGAAGCGGCAGCUGGACAAGGCGCGGGACGCGGCGGAGGCGGAGAAGCCGCGGGGGGACGGCGGCGGCAGCACCGAGAGCGCCGGUCCGGAGCGGGGCCAGCCCGCGCCCGCCGAGGGUCCCGCCCUGCUCCCGGUGUCCCCGCGGCGCCGGGAGGAACCGGGAGAGCCGCCGGGGGACGCCACCUCCGCCGUGUGACACCGCCGGGACACCGGGGCUGUCCCCGCCGCCGCUCCCCUUCCCGAUGGAUUCCUGGGGAUUUUUUUUUUACGUGGGUUUUGUACUUUUUUAGGGAUUCUGGGGGGUGGGACGGGGACCUUUGGUGGCCUGGGUGGGGACAUUAAACGUGUCACUGGGUGCCACCA